UGGUUGCCGCGCGCGAAAGGCAGACGCCUCCUUCCAGAAGAAACGCAGCCGUUGCCCUCUCUCUCUCGCUCUCUCACUCUUCCCCCGAUGAGUGGAGGGGAGAGGGAUUGGUGCUUCUCCGAGAGACAGUAACGAUCGAUCAGGCUUUCCUACUGUUUCUUUAUCUAUUUCAGAACUAGGGCUUUUGCUAUCAUGUUCAGGAGAAGGGUUACCAUUCUUAUCCUCAGAUCGAUAUCUACUGUCUCUCGUUCAUCUCAUUCUUCUCUCACUCAAUCCUCCGCUCUUCGUGAUGCCAACCCUCUCAAUGUCGCGAACUCUGAUCAUUCAGACCCAUCUGCGCGCUUCCUACCUUUCGCGGGACUUCGACCUUUUGUGAGAUUCGUCGGCACAGCUGCUGCUGCAGUCGGAGAGCCAUUUCAAAUAAAUCCCACGAAUUUUAAUGAAUAUCCUGAUCGUUUCCAGCCGACCAACUAUGGGUUUGGGAGUCAAAUGAGUGGCACGGUCCCCGGACCGGAGCUGGUGCCAACCAUCGAAGAUCAGCCGGCUGAGGGCGAUGGAUACAAGGGAACUAUUGACGAGAUGGAAGCUUUUUGCAAAGAAGGCAAGAUGAAGGAGGCUGUGGAGGUCCUCUCCCUGUUAGAGAAGCAGGGUACGCCGGUGGAUUUGCAGAGCUGCUUGCGGCUUCUGAAGGCGUGCGGCGAUGAGAAGUUCUUGGAGGGAGCCAAAGCUGUUCACGACCACAUGGUGAGGUCCUGGCCGAGCAUUGAAGUGAAAGUGUACAAUAGGAUUAUAGAUGCGUAUUCUAAGUGCGGGUCAAUGGAUGAUGCUUACCAAGUAUUCGAGAAAAUGCCAGAGAGGAACUUGACCACGUGGGAUAAGAUGAUAACUGGUCUUGCACAGAAUGGGUUGGGAGAGGAUGCCAUUGAUUUGUUUAAUCAGUUUAAGAAGAUGGGAUUGAAGCCCGACGGAUUUAUGUUCAUUGGGGUCUUUGCUGCUUGCGCUUCGUUGUUCGCAGUGGAUGAGGGGAUGCUGCACUUCGAGUCCUUGGGCAACGAGUAUGGGAUUGUUCCCAGUAUGGAGCAUUACGUGGCUAUUGUAGAUAUGCUUGGGAAAGCUGGGCAUAUUGAGGAAGCCCUUGAGUUUAUUGAGAACAUGCCAGUGGAGCCAACUGUUCAUGUUUGGGAGGCAUUGAUGAAUCUUUGUCGAGUUCAUGGCUAUACAGAACUGGGAGAUCGCUGUGCUGAGCUUGUGGGACAGUUAGACCCGUCCAGGUUGACUGAACAGUCUAAGUCUGGUCUUGUGCCUGUGAAGGCUUCAGACUUAAAGAAAGAGAAAGAGGCUAAAAGAAAAGCCAGCCAAAAUUUGUUAGAGAGCAGGACUAGGGUUCACGAAUAUAGGGCUGGGGAUACAUCCCACCCUGAAAAGGACAGAAUUUACGCACAGUUAAGAGCCUUGAGUGGUCCGAUGAAGGAGUCAGGAUACUUGCCUGAUACGAGAUUUGUACUGCAUGAUAUAGAUCAAGAGGCAAAGGAGGAAGCAUUGCUUUAUCACAGCGAGAGGCUGGCCCUCGCUUAUGGGCUCCUUAGUAGCCCUGCUUGUUCACCUAUCCGAAUAAUUAAGAACCUCCGCAUAUGUGGUGAUUGCCACAGCGCUUUAAAGAUCGCAUCAAAGAUUGUUGGCCGUGAACUUAUUGUCAGAGAUGCUAAGAGAUUUCACCAUUUCAAGGAUGGGGUGUGUUCUUGCAGGGACUACUGGUAAAAUACGGUGGUUGGUUGCAAGCUUUACUAUUUAUCAGACAUCUUCUCUGGGCCUCGAAGAUAUUUAUUCAAUUCCUUCAUCUUGAUAGAGAUCGGCGAUUUUUUAUUUCUAAGCUUGGGAUGUGCCUUUUGAAGAAAUGUUUACUUAAAAAUGAUAUCAUCAGCAGGACAAGAAAAAGCUUCUGGUGUAAUUGAAGUGUUACUUGAACCUGAGGCUCUCAAAAGAAAAGUAUGGAGAAAGCAUAUAAUCAUCAGCUACUGUCAAACAGAAAACAGCUUUCCUAGUUUCCUAGUAUUUCUCUUUAAUGUACUUUUUGUGGCAAGCUAGGAGAUUGACUUGACAAGAUGUCAUAGUUGGGGAACUGGUUUGUUACACAAUUGCAGUGUCCAUGCUCCAUGAUAUGUUUCGCAAACUACCUAUCUAGACAAUAGCAUGCUCAUGUAAUCUAGCAAUUGCUAGAACAAUUAACUGCCUAUAAAUUAGGACAGACUCUUUUACUC
Messenger RNA from Nymphaea colorata (pocket water lily), 2258 nucleotides. Its product is annotated as pentatricopeptide repeat-containing protein At4g32450, mitochondrial-like. Gene Ontology annotation, molecular function: protein binding; zinc ion binding; RNA binding. Lineage: Eukaryota; Viridiplantae; Streptophyta; Magnoliopsida; Nymphaeales; Nymphaeaceae. The coding region runs from base 193 to 1758 and encodes 521 amino acids. The transcript is spliced from 2 exons. Gene Ontology annotation, biological process: RNA modification. The record is from RefSeq and is a predicted model, not a curated record.